AUGAGCGGAACGGCGCCAGAUGGGCUGCCCAAAGGCAAUCGAGUAUGGGCGGAUGGAUGCUACGACAUGGUCCACUUUGGCCAUGCGAACCAACUGCGCCAAGCCAAACAAUUCGGACAAAAACUCGUCGUUGGCGUUCAUAAUGACGAGGAGAUCCGCCUCCACAAAGGACCGCCGGUGUUCAAUGAGGAAGAGAGAUACCGUAUGGUCGCUGACACGCUGGAUAAGUAUCAAUGCGAUUUUUGUAUUCAUGGAGACGACAUCACCCUGACCGCCGACGGCAAAGACACGUAUCAAGAAGUGAAGGAUAACGGGCGGUACAGAGAGUGCAAACGGACAUGUGGGGUCUCAACGACGGACCUCGUGGGCCGAAUGCUCUUGCUCACUAAAAACCAUCAUACCCAGGAUGAGCACAUUGAGCAACACGUCGAACGAGCACGUUCGUUGAGUACGGACAACGUGGCGAUGUCUCCAUGGACCCGCGUCUCCAGAUUCAUUCCAACGACGACGACAAUUCUGGAAUUCGCUGAAGGCCGACCACCGAAGCCGACGGACAAGGUGGUCUACGUCACUGGAUCCUUUGAUUUGUUCCAUAUUGGACAUUUGGCCUUUUUGGAGAAGGCCAAGGAGUUUGGAGAUUAUUUGAUCGUGGGCAUUUUGUCGGAUCAGACCGUCAACCAGUACAAAGGAAGCAAUCACCCGAUCAUGUCGAUACACGAACGAGUGCUGUCGGUUUUGGCUUAUAAGCCAGUCAACGAGGUUGUGUUCGGCGCCCCUUAUGAGAUCACCUCGGACAUUUUGGAUCAGUUUAAUGUGAAGGCCGUCAUCAAUGGCUUCCGUGAUCGUGACUCCUCCGUUGUCAACUGCCCCUUGUCAUCCAUCGAUCCGUUCGCCGAAGCCAAGAAGCGUGGCAUCUACCAUGAGGUGGAUUCUGGAUCCGACAUGACCACUGAUUUGAUUAUCGAUCGAAUCAUAAACCAUCGUCUAGAAUACGAGACGCGCAAUCGGAAGAAGGAGAAGAAGGAGGCCGACGUGGCGAAGGCGUUGAACUUGAUCAAAGUUGAAUGA
Caenorhabditis briggsae is the source of this 1068-nucleotide messenger RNA. The transcript is spliced from 9 exons. Gene Ontology annotation, cellular component: cytoplasm. The coding region runs from base 1 to 1068 and encodes 355 amino acids. Gene Ontology annotation, biological process: phosphatidylethanolamine biosynthetic process. NCBI's taxonomy places the organism in Eukaryota, Metazoa, Nematoda, Chromadorea, Rhabditida, Rhabditidae. Gene Ontology annotation, molecular function: ethanolamine-phosphate cytidylyltransferase activity. The record is from RefSeq and is a predicted model, not a curated record.